Molecule: messenger RNA, 1086 nt
Organism: Rotaria socialis
Lineage: Eukaryota; Metazoa; Rotifera; Eurotatoria; Philodinida; Philodinidae
Source: the annotation of a GenBank genome assembly
AUGACAGCAACGCGUACGUUGACAGCUUUGUAUCUGUUUGAACAUCGCAACACAGAGACGCAAGUUCAAGAGCCAUCACAGUCAUCUGUAUGGUCAUCUCAGGUCCAUAUCGGCACUCGAAUUUUAUUCGAUCGUAUUGUCACUCGAUGGAAACCUGGCUAUUUAUUGUCAACUUCUCAAGUUUCAACUUCUGCUCUGCAUGCAAGUUUGACACCUGAAAGUUUACUCUCUGUGCCAGAGGUGUUCACUCAGUCACAGCGUAACAAUCGUUUUAAUGUCAAGAUUGCACAAGCUCAGUAUGAACAGUGUUUCUUGCCUCUUUUAUAUCAUGAAUUGUGGGAAGGAAUCAAACGUGAUACACAGGAAAAUCAGUUAUCCAAGAUUGAUUAUAGUUUUGAAAUUCAAAUUGCUAAAUAUGAACCUCAGACUACGCGACGAGCUACCCAGUUUGAGUCACCUAUCCCAACUACUUUAAUUUUUGGCUCAUAUUCUUUUCAAAUUGAUCUAUCAUUCACACGCUCAUUUCCAAAGCUCGGUUUAUGUGAUAUUGUUCUAAUCAAUAUUGAUCCUAAGCAUGACCAUCUCAAGUUUUUUGGUAUCAUUGUUCAUGUUGUUGACCUUUGGCCAUCACACAUUACCGAUACCUCAUCUGUAGAUCUGAAAGAUUAUGAAAAUACAAAAAACGUUAUUCAAGUUGAAUCUAAAGUUGUCCUGUAUGUUUCUAAAGCAUGUUCACAUGCCGUGAAAGAACAUUGCGAUAAGACGAGACCACAACAACUUUCGUUAAUUAAAUUGAGCAAUAUUACGUCAUCUCGACGACAUAUAAAUGCCAUUUAUAAUCUAGCAUCGCUCCCAGAAGAAAAACACCGAGCUGUACUCAAUCCAACAGAUAGCGAUCCCUAUUUUCAAUAUGAAAAGCUUGACAAUUUUCAAGAACCGCAACUUGAUAAUUUUAACGAUGUUCAAAUGCGAUUGAUUAACUAUGCAGAACAAAUGUUUAAGUACACAGCAGCUGCACGUCUACAUCUUGUACAUGGUCCACCAGGUCUAGUUAUCUGUCUCUCAAGAACUUUUUAUCAAGUCUGA